GACAGCACUCUAGCUCUGCAUUCACAGUGUGUAUGUGUAAGAGUGUGUGAAACUGUUUAUGCGUGUUUUGAUGCCGUCGAUGAGCUGCUUUGUGACUUUACGAACUUCAUAUUGAUGAAUGGCACCAUGAUGCGGAGUAUGGAUGCAAGGGAAACUGAGAUCGACCUGAGGGAUGCAGGGGAUGGAGAGGAUGACGAGGGACAACAGACGUGGAAGACCCAGCUGGAAACUGUCCUGGAGGAAGAGGAGGAGGAAGAUGUGAUCUCUACACAGAGUGACACCAGGCCUCUGAUCAAUGAACGGGACCCAAGACAAAUAAAUGAGUGUCUUAAGGUUCGUUUUGAGGAUGUGAUAGCAGAGCCGGUGUCUGUGCGCAGCGGGGAUCGGGUGUGGAUCUGGAGUCACGCUCUUUUCGAGGUGUCCAGGGUCUGGUUUUACCGUAUCAUCACAGCUCUGCUGGCAGUUCCAGUGUCCCUCCUCGCUGGGAUUCUCUUCGCUGUCCUCAGCUUUGUUCACAUUUGGUUCUUUACGCCAUGUGUGCAGGUCGUCUUGAUAAACACCGGGUGGUUGCAAACUUUAUGGAGCAGCAUUUUAGACAUAAUAAUCCUACCGUUCUUCCAAAGUGUAGCCAAGUGCUGCAGUGGGAUUAGUGUCAUUCUCACACGGGAAUGAGAAACAUUCACUGGAAUCUUUUGAAACGAUUCAAAUUGAAAUUCACUUUGUGUGGCCAUCUGACUCCUGGUGCAUGUCAAGGGGGACCAUGCCCAAAUGCUAAGCGUAAUGAAUGUCAACUCACUGCCAAAGACUGAGAGGAAGCGGAUAUUUGGAAAUGCAUGAAGUUUGCUUCCGUAUGAAAGUAUUUUUAUAGGGACAGUGCACCCAAAAACGAUGAUUCUGUCACUGUUUAC
Molecule: messenger RNA, 908 nt
Organism: Sinocyclocheilus anshuiensis
Lineage: Eukaryota; Metazoa; Chordata; Actinopteri; Cypriniformes; Cyprinidae
Product: caveolin-2-like
Exons: 3
Coding region: 115-672 (185 amino acids)
Biological process (GO): caveola assembly; regulation of cytosolic calcium ion concentration; cell differentiation
Cellular component (GO): caveola; focal adhesion; sarcolemma
Molecular function (GO): molecular adaptor activity
Source: RefSeq, a predicted model, not a curated record